AUGGCGGUGGGCGCCCGGCUCCGAAGCAAGGCGGCCAGCAGCCUCCAGCGCCGCGGGCUCCGGGGGCGAGGGCGGCCGGAGGGGGACGAGGAGACGCUCGCCAUCCUGGAGCACCUGGAGUGCGGGGACGAGGACGCGGAGGCGGCGGCGAGCGGGACGAGCGCCCCGGCGGCGCGGAGCGCAAGGAGGGUGCACCUCGCCUUCCUCCCCGAGCGCUACGAGCCGCUGGACGAGCCGGCGCCCGCGGAGAAGCCCAAGAGGAGGUACCGGCAGAAGCUGAAGAAGUAUGGCAAGAAUGUCGGGAAGGUCAUCACCAAAGGAUGCCGCUAUGUGGUCAUCGGCCUGCAGGGAUUUGCCGUGGCCUACUCCUCCCCAUUUGGAGUAGCCACCAGCGUGGUGUCCUUUGUCCGCUAAUGGAAGCUGCUGGGGCAGGUGCCUCAAGAAUGAAUAGAAGGCUCUGCUCUCAGAACUCAGCGAAUCCAAGAACAGUUUAGACUUGAACUCACAAAAUACUUGGGAGAAAAAAAAUAUCUUUCUUAGUUGAAUGGGAUGAGUGUUAGGACAAAGUCAUCCGUGCCCUGUCUGCUGAGCUUUUCACAUCUCUUGGACCCAGG
Molecule: messenger RNA, 614 nt
Organism: Trichechus manatus latirostris (Florida manatee)
Lineage: Eukaryota; Metazoa; Chordata; Mammalia; Sirenia; Trichechidae
Gene: CUNH1orf115
Product: chromosome unknown C1orf115 homolog
Exons: 2
Coding region: 1-414 (137 amino acids)
Source: RefSeq, a predicted model, not a curated record